AUGACAUCCAGGGACCGCCGCACGCUGCCCACCUCCCCCUUCGACGGGGGAGGUCCCCAGGCGCACCCCAUUCCGAUCCGCAGUCCGGAUACAGGGCGCAAUGCCGCCGGGUCCUAUGGCACGCACGCCUUCCUGCUGCAGGGCACGGGGAGCUGGCACCCGGCGGAGAAGGCCCCGGAGUCGGCGCUGACGGCCUCCCUGCUGCAGGACGAGGAGGCUUGCCCCGCCAGCCCGCCCGAGGGCGCCUGGGCGCCCUCCAGCCCCCUGCACCCCGCCUCCAGCCUCAUGCGCUCCACGAGCCGCACCACGCGCCUGCUCAGCACCAUCCAGGAGGAGCAGGCCGCCGUGGAGGCCAAGGUGGCGACGGCGCGCCGCGCCCCCACCCCCGCCAGCAAGGCCAUCGUGUUUGGGCUGGUCAACGCUGUGGCCGCGGUGCCCAGCUUGAUCGCCUACGCCGCCAUCGUGUUCAAGGACCCGAUCUACACCCCCUACCUGGACCUCCUCUGCAAGUUCUUCUUCGUUUCCAGUGCCGUUCACCAGCUGGUUUUCGUCUGCCUCUCCGCCCUGCCCUUUGCCAUCGGCCAGGUCCAGGACGUGGGCCUCAUCUUCAUGUCCGCCAUGGCCACGAGCAUCGCGGGCCUGGCCACUGCACAGGGACAGGGCGCUGACGUGGCGCUGGGCACCAGCCUGCUGACAAUGACCAUCAGCACCACCGUGGUCGGCAUUGCCACCCUCCUCGUCGCGCGGUACAAACUGGCGGAGCUGGUUCAGUACCUGCCCCUCCCCGUCAUCGGAGGGUACCUCGGCUUCGUCGGCUACUUCUGCAUUGCCUCGGGUCUGGCGCUGGCAUGCAGCGUUAGCAUCGACACGAUCUCCAGCUGGGCCAACCUGGCGAGCGUGGACGCCCUCACCAAGCUGGUCCCCGCCGUGCUUUCCACGCUGGCCAUGAUCAUGACCAUGGAGCACUUCAACCACCCGCUGGCGCUGUCCGGGGUGCUCACAACCAUCGUCCUCGCGUUCCACGCGGGGCGCCUGCUGCUGGGCUGGAGCCUGGAGGACGCCAUGGACAGGGGCUGGGUGCUGAGGCCGGCGGAAGGUAAGCAGGAGUUCUGGGAGCUGUGGUCUCUGUUCAACAUCCAUGACUUCAAGCUGGACGGUAUCUUGGUCUCGGCGGGUCUUGCCCAGAUAGGCAAACUGGCGGGCCUGAUCCUGGUGGUGUGCUUCGGCAGCUGCAUGGACGUGGCUGCCAUCCAGCAGGACCUGCCGGAGCGCAUUGAUUUCGACCACGAGCUGGUCACCGUGGGAGUCUCCAAUGUGAUCACCGGGCUGACUGGCAUUGGGUACUGCGGCAGCUACAUCUUCAGCCAGACCAUCUUCACGAUGCGGGCGGGCGUCUUCAGCCGCUGGAACGGGAUCAUGGUGGCGGCCGUGGAGCUCACCAUCUUCCUCCUCCCCUUCUCCAUCGUCCAGUACAUGCCCAACUUCUUCUUCGGCGCGCUCCUGGUCUGGUUUGGCGUCGAGAUCUCGCGCGACUGGCUCUUCCUUUCUUUCUACAAGCUGACGCGCAUCGAGUAUGGCGUGCUCUGGCUCACCUUUGCCUUUGUCAUGCAGCUGGGCCUAGAAGGCGGCAUCUUUGCCGGCAUCGUGCUGGCCACGCUCUACUUCACCUACGCCUACGCCCAGAGCCAGAUCAGCGGCCUCAGGAUCUUCCACACCAUGACCAGCAACGUCGUUCGCACCAUGGACCAGCAGGCGGCGCUGCAGGUGUUUGCGACGCACUGCGUGGUCGCCCGCUUCCAGGGCUUUGUCUUCUUCGGCUCCGCCCACGCGCUCAGCCGGCGCAUGGACGUGGUGGCGGGGGCGCUGGUGUCCGACCCCAGCGCGGGGGACGCCGACGCGCCGCCGCCCGCCGAGCUGGCGCUGGCCGAGGCGGCGGCGCGCACGGGCGAGGCCUUCUCCGGCACGCGGCACACACAGGCGGUGGCCGCGCUGCGCGCGGCGCCGCGCUUCCUCGUCCUCGACUUCACGCGCGUGCGCGGAAUGGACGCGACCGGCGCGCGCACCUUUGCCGUGCUGUGCCGCGACCUGCUGGCCCUGGGCGUGACCCCCCUGCUGGCCGCGCUGGACCACCACGGCGCCGCGCUGCGCUACGCGGAGGACCAGUAUGUGUCCACCGCGGUGCGGUACGGGCUGUGCCGCCCGCCCCUGGCGCGCCUGACCCUGGCCGACCUUGUCCGCGCGCACCUGGACAAGCUGCCGGUGGUGGCCCCGGGCGCGGCCGACGACGUGGCCGCCACACUGGUGCAGUACCUGGACAGCAGGGUGCUGCAGUACGGGGAGGUGCUGUGGAGGCUGGACGCGCCCGCGCAGCAGAUGUUCAUCGUGGAGAAGGGGUCGCUCAGGGUGGACCAGCACCGCUUUGGCGCGGCGGCGGCAGCGGACCGCGCCGAGGACCCCGACGCCGGGGUCGUGUCCGCCGAGGCCGCGGGGCGCUCCUUCGAGCUGGGCCCCGGCUGCGUGGCGGGGUCCACCGACUUCUUCCUGGCGCGGCCCCACGGGUCGCAGGCGGUCUGCUCCAGCCCCGUGGCGCGCGUGCUGGCGCUGACGCGCCAGGGCCUGACGCGGCUGGCGGCCGAGGUGCCGCAGGUGCUGGCCGUGCUUCAGGUCAUCAUCAUGCGCGCCAACACGCUGGACCUCACGGUCGCGGCGGAGGUGGGGCAUGCGGGGCAGGUUGGCGACUGA
Messenger RNA from Auxenochlorella protothecoides, 2742 nucleotides. RefSeq lists its product as uncharacterized. The coding region runs from base 1 to 2742 and encodes 913 amino acids. The record is from RefSeq and is a predicted model, not a curated record. Lineage: Eukaryota; Viridiplantae; Chlorophyta; Trebouxiophyceae; Chlorellales; Chlorellaceae. The transcript has 14 exons. Gene Ontology annotation, cellular component: membrane.